CCGAGCGUGAGGGAGCGGGAAGGAGCGGCGGCGGCCGCCAUGCACCGGCCGCUCACCCCGCCGCGCUCCAGCGACGCCUCCUUGGCCGACUCCGGCGGAUCAUUCAAUAGAAGAAAACGAAACUCCCUCUACGUAACUGUGACUCUGCUCAUUGUGUCAGUGUUAAUACUAACAGUGGGGCUCGCGGCGACAACAAGAACCCAAAAUGUGACUGUCGGAGGUUAUUACCCCGGGGUUAUUCUUGGUUUUGGAUCAUUUCUUGGAAUCAUUGGAUCAAACCUGAUUGAAAAUAAAAGGCAAAUGCUGGUGGCUUCCAUCGUCUUCAUCAGUUUUGGGGUGAUCGCUGCAUUUUGCUGUGCCAUUGUGGAUGGUGUGUUUGCUGCCAGGCAUAUAGACCUUAAACCUCUGUAUGCAAACCGAUGCCGCUACUACCCCAAGACCCCCCAAAAGGAAAUAGAAGAGGUGUUUUGCCCAUUACCCACCCGGGGUGCAUGCACCCCCAAAAUAAAGGGCAAUACCUGCUUCUGCUGUGACCUCUACAACUGUGGCAAUCGUGUGGAGAUUUCUGGAGGGUAUUAUGAAUAUAUUGACGUCAGUAGCUGCCAAGACAUCAUCCAUCUUUACCACUUGCUCUGGUCCGCCACCAUUUUGAAUAUAGUGGGACUGUUUCUGGGAAUCAUCACUGCUGCAAUCCUCGGAGGCUUUAAAGACAUGACUCCCUCUCUGCCGACAUUGAACUGUACAGUUGAAAAUGCCCAUCCUACAGUAUCUUAUUAUUCAAGGCCGCAGGUGGCAUCAUAUAACACCUACUAUCACAGCACUCCUCACCUGCCACCAUAUUCAGCUUAUGAUUUCCAGCAUUCCAGUGUCUUUCCAGCCUCCACUCCAUCCGGCCUCUCAGACGAGCCCCAGUCCACGUCACCAACGCAUAGCUACAUGUGGUCAGCGAAUGCUCCUCCACGGUACUCUCCCCCAUAUUUUCCACCUUUUGAAAAGCCGCCACCUUACACCCCAUAAAGAAAAACACCUGCCGUCGAGCUCCCUGUGGACAUUUCCAUUUAUCUAUUUUGUUGGAGGCGGGGACAGAGUAGGCUCGAAAGGAUGAUCCCUACCCACGGUCGAAGAGGCUAACAGCCGCCUAGCAGUUUAGGCGGAGGCUGGUUCGCCUCAGGGCAGAGAUGGGGUGCCCGCCCCUCUCACUCUUGCUAGCUCAUGCUUUCUACCCGCGAGGGCUGGAAUCAAGUAGGAGCUUCGCAUGCUGCGGCCUCUAUUAUCCUCUGGCUCUACUUCUGUAUUCAGCAUCUGCCUGGUUGCCAUCUGUUUCAUUUUGUGCAAAUUGGGCGGAGCCUUAGGCAACUGGCAAAUUGCCACCCUAACCCCUCGGCUGAAACACCUGGUGCACAGUCUGCCAGUCCCCCAGCUACCGCGGCCAGACCCCGAGGCCAACUCUCCAGCCGAGGGGCGGGAGAGACCCAGGAGGCCCUGGGCUGGAUGCUUUUCCACCCGGAAUUGACAGCCAGGGUCCGGCUUGGGUAUCUUGUUUCAGGACGCUGAAGGCAGCCGGCGAAAAGAGCCCCGGCCUGACUUCAGAGAGGGUUGGCGAAGUGGUCCCUGUGAGCGUAACAGGUUGGAUCCCAUUGUGGUUUCUGCCAAAGGGAAAAGUGCAAUAUUCCUUCUCACAGCAGGGAAUCGGGACAUCAACACACACACACACACACACA
Molecule: messenger RNA, 1721 nt
Organism: Tachyglossus aculeatus (Australian echidna)
Lineage: Eukaryota; Metazoa; Chordata; Mammalia; Monotremata; Tachyglossidae
Gene: TMEM255A
Product: transmembrane protein 255A
Exons: 9
Coding region: 40-1017 (325 amino acids)
Source: RefSeq, a predicted model, not a curated record